AUGGUUCAAACUUAUCGAUCACCGGUUCGAAUCUAUAAACAUCCAUUCGAAAUUGUGAUGGCGGUUAGUUAUUGUGUCUAAGAAAGCAAUUUGGAGAUAAUUAGAGAAUUGUCUCUUGAAAAAUAAACAAUUUCCACCUGUCACAGCAGGAAAAAUCAAUAAAAUGUUCAGUUUUCCCCUCUUUUCAGGCCUACGAAAUGCGUUUUCCAACUUGCCCGCAAAUUCCAAUUUUCGUCGGCUCCGAAAUAACACACGAAUUCAAUAGCGAAGACGGAGCAGUUUGGGUGAUUGAGAGAAAAUGUCAAUUAAAUAUUGAUGCGCCUUAUUUAGUCAAAAAGGUUUGUUUUCUAUCGGAACUUCCUAGAUGUUAAAUUGAAUUAAUGUUUGAUGUCAAGUCCAAAGGUCGUCGCAUUCCAAUUAUACGUUUUAUGUUCUGUUCCAAUCAAUUUCACACAGUUUCUUAUCAAAAAGAGCCAGCCAGCCGGUCACAUGGCGAAUUUUCAUUUUCAUUUUCUUGACCAAUCAAAUGAACAUGUGAAUGACAUGUGGUGUACUUUUCUUUCUUCCAUUUCUACUGACAUAAGACAUUUCCCGUGUUUCCACAAAUAUGAUGUGGUUUUGAACUUUGAUAGAAAAUCUGUAUCUAGAAUUGAUUUUCUUUCAAUAAAAAAACACAAAUUUUGACGUGACACAUUUUUAUCAAAAACAAAUCAUUUCAUUUUAUUUUAUUUUUUUCCAGAUUGCCGGUGUCGAUUAUGUUUAUUUCACACAGAAGAAUUCGCUUGAUAGAAGGAAGAGAACAUUGAAUAUUGAAGCUUCAAAUAUCUCAUUUGCCAAUCGUAUUUUUGUUCAAGAAAAUUGUACAUAUUAUGUGAGUUAUUCUCCACAACAACAAUACUAUUUUUUGUACAUAUUUCAAUAAAUAACAAAACAAAAUUUACAGGUUCAUGCUGAAAAUGAAGAAUGGACAUGUUUCGAACAAUCAGCGUCUUUAGAUGUUAAAAGUUUUUUCGGUUUUGAAGCGACUGUUGAAAAAUUGGCUGUUAAACAGUAUGCAGCGAAUUUGGCGAAAGGAAAGGAGAUUUUGGAGUUUUUUAUUGAGGAAUUGUUGAAGAAAACAACUUAUAUUGAGAGAUUCAAGGAACCGGAAGGAAUUGAAAUGGUUACCAGUGGAGGUAUGUUUGGAUUGUUCAUUUUAAAUGGGUCCGAAAUGGAAAAUGAAUUUGCUUCACAAAAAUUGAAUUUGAUCUGAAAUUCCGAAAAAUAUACUGGAAGACUAUUUGGGUGGCCGAGAAACGUCGGAAACUUUUUUUCUGAAACUUGCGUUCAAGUUCGAUUUUUUGAAUUCAUUUUGAGCUUAAAUCCAUUGCCGGGCCAUUUAAAAGAAAAAACUCAUCUCAUCGUUUAUUUUAAUUUGAAUUGUGCGAAUACAAAAAGUGCACAUUUCAUUUUCCAACGAAGAAGCCUUUUUUGUUUUUGUUUUUGUUUUUUUCGAGCAAAACAUACACUUUUCUUUGGAAAAACAGGAAUUAUCUUGAAAAAUGAGGGCGUGGAUUUAUUUUGUGUGAGAAAAUAACUCUUUUGAAAAUAAUUUGACGCGAAACCUAAUUAACCAAAUAUUUUACAGAUUGUGAUGGAGAAUGUGAAGAAUUGCCAGAUGGAAAAACAGUUAUGGUGGAAACUGGAUCGAAAAAACCGCCAAUGUUGGGAUCGACUAAGAAAGAUGUUACCUUGGGUUCGACGGAUUCGGCUGAAGACGCAGCGAAUAUGAAGACUGCUAGAACUGGAAUUGCCAGCUUUGAUGAUGGUGUGUUUUGAAAAGCUCGUUAUUGUGGAGUGUCGUUGUUUUGCACAUUUAUAGCCUAUCACAGUAGAUAUUUCUAUUUUGCACGUGCUUUCAUGUUUUUUUUUGUUAUUCUGGGAUUUUCUGUCUUUCUUUCAACAAAUGAUUUAUGUUUCGUUGAGCAUUGUUUUUCUUUUGAAAAAAAUAUAUAAUAUAAACUUGAUUCGGAGCCGAAAAAGUGCACGAAAAGACCUUUUUCCCGUAUCCACUUGAGAAUGUUUAUUUUGAUCUCCGCCCUUCUUUUUUUUUCUCGUUAGAAAAAAUCUUCUUUUUCUUCUAUACCUUAGUUAUUAUAUUUUUAUUUGUAGUAUUCAAUAGAUGUUAGCUAGAAAAUAUGAUAAAAGUGGGCGGAGACGAAAAUCGGUGAAAUUUGUUUUGGGUAUUUAAAAAAUUAAUUGAUCUUUGAAAUUCAACAGAUAAAUUUUCAGCGGAUUCGAAACUGGAAGCUGAAUAUAUUCGAAGAUUUUUGGGGCAAUUGAAUCCGCUGGAAGAAUCGAGAUUGUGUGAAUUGAAAUAUAGCCUGCAAGCACAUCAUAAGGUAGAUUUUUUUUUGAAAAAACCUUACUAUUUUUCAAAAAUUCAGGGAAAACUGCCGAAUGAUGCUCAUCUUUUGCGAUUUCUUCGCGCACGCGAUUUUGAUGUGCAAAAAGCGAAAGAUAUGGUUCAUGCAAGUUUAAUUUGGAGAAAACAGCAUAAUGUUGACAAAAUUCUGGAAGAAUGGACUGUUCCGACUGUUAUUAAACAAUAUUUUCCAGGAUGUUGGCAUAAUUCGGAUAAGGUUGGUUUUUUUUGAGUAAUAUGAGCAAUGGAGGAGAUUUUUGGUUUUCUAGGCCAUCCCCUUACAACAAAAUCCAAAAGAAAUUUUUCAGGAAGGCCGACCAUUGUAUAUAUUGCGAUUUGGAGAAUUAGAUACCAAAGGAAUGCUUCGAUCUUGUGGAGCUGAAAAUCUUGUAAAACUAACAUUAUCGAUUUGUGAAGAUGGACUUCAAAGAACAGCUGAAGCCACUACAAAACUUGGAAAACCGAUUAGUUUUUGGAGUUUAUUGAUUGAUUUGGAUGGGCUUUCAAUGCGUCAUUUGUGGAGACCAGGAGUUCAAUGUCUGUUGAAAAUUAUUGAGAUUGUUGAGGCGAAUUAUCCGGAAACUAUGGGACAAGUUUUGGUUGUGAGAGCGCCACGUGUUUUUCCAGUUCUUUGGACGCUGAUCUCGUCUUUUAUUGAUGAAAAAACUAGAAAGAAAUUUAUGGUUAGCGGUGGAAAUGGAAGUGAUUUGAAAGAUGAACUUCGAAAACAUAUCGAUGAAAAAUAUAUACCGGAAUUCCUUGGUGGUUCGUGUUUGACAACAAAUUGUGGCAUCGGUGGACAUAUUCCGAAGAACUUGUAUUUGCCGGUUGAUGUAAAUGAAGGUGGAGCUGGAACAUCUUCGUCUUCAGAUGAUCCACUUCAUUCUACAUAUACAUCGACUUCGACUUCGACAAGUCGAGGACAACCGGUUGAAGUUGUUAUUCCGAUUGAUACUGCUGGAUGUGUUUUGACAUGGGAUUUUGAUAUUCUGAAGAAUGAUUGUGAAUUUAUGCUUUAUUAUAGUUCGCAGGUAAAAUUUAUGAUUUUUUUAAAUCUGAUUUUUAUGGUCGCAGAAGUGAUUUUUAACGAGACACUAGAUCUGGAGAUAUUUUAUUGCUCAAAAACACAGUGUAAUCGCGGAGCUUCGUUGUUUUCGAUAUAAAAAUUCUAGUUUUCAAUUUCACCGCUCGUACAUUGAAAACUUGAAAUUUGUUUCGAAUACAACGAAGCUCCGCAAUUCCAUUUUGUUUUUUGUGCUCAAAUUUCUCCAGGUUUGGAAUUCCGUGAAAAAUGAGGUAAAAUUACUUCUGGGACUUUAAAAAAUCAGAUUUUUCAUUAUAAACAUUCAAACGGAAUUGUGGAGCAUCGUUGUUUUCACAGAAAUUACGUUUAUCUGGAAUUCUAGGCCAUUUUUGAUUUCUGAGUCAUUUUUUUUUAGAAAAUCGAUGCACCAACAGCCCGUGAUCAAUCUCCAACCGCUCAUUUGAAUCCAGUCGAAAAAAUGACGGCGGCAAUCGGUGGAACUUCUCAUCCCCAACCAAUUUUGCAAUGUGCGCCUGAAUUGAAACUUGGGCAAGAUUUGAGUGUUGAAGAGAAAGCUGUCGUUUUCCAGGAAGGAGAUUCGAUGCAGGUUCGUUUUUCGAUCUAUUUUAAUCCUAAUCAAAAUCGAGAAUUCUUUUAGGGAUCACAUUAUUGUUCACGAGCUGGAACUUAUGUUAUGCAAUGGAAAAUUGGAGAGCAAGUUGGAGCUGGAAGUUUUGAUUUCGGUUCGCAUAAAUGUCGCUUCAUGUAUUACUAUGAGAUCUUGAGCUCGGCGAAUUUCCGCGGUUCUGUUGCAUCGUUGGAAUCUUGUAGAAGUUCGAGUUUUAGUUCAAUUGCGGCUCCACCAAGUCCUGGAACUCCCAGACAAAUGUAA
Molecule: messenger RNA, 4320 nt
Organism: Caenorhabditis angaria
Lineage: Eukaryota; Metazoa; Nematoda; Chromadorea; Rhabditida; Rhabditidae
Source: the annotation of a GenBank genome assembly